Messenger RNA from Geosmithia morbida, 507 nucleotides. RefSeq lists its product as uncharacterized. The record is from RefSeq and is a predicted model, not a curated record. The transcript has 3 exons. Bases 1 to 507 code for a protein of 168 amino acids. Lineage: Eukaryota; Fungi; Ascomycota; Sordariomycetes; Hypocreales; Bionectriaceae.
AUGGUGCUGGCCACCAAUAUAGCCUCCUACCGUCUCGCCAUAUUCACUAUAGUCUCAUCAUCAGUGGCAGGCCCCCCAACAAUGAUUCCAGAGAAGAACACAAUCACUGAUGUUCCCGAGCCGCCGCACCCUCCGGACAGGAUCGGUGGACCCGAGACUCAGGGUAUGGUCGGCCGUACAUUCUCGUACAGUUACCCGUCGGGUCUGCAAUAUCGCAUCAGCUUUGACGAAAAACACGUGUACUUUUCAGUGCCUCGUCAACCCGACGGGACUCGCUACAUUGGGGUUCCAUAUCGACAGCGCGAGGUCCGCACCGGUUUGUAUCUUGUUCAUUGGAUGGUCCCUGGCCGUGCCGGUCACGUAGCACUAGUCUUCGAUAUCGAGCAGAAGAAGGUGGAUGCCGCAUCGUUGAUGCCUGGGCUUUUUGAGCUUUUUGACCGGGCAACCCUAGAUGAAAUGUAUGAGGGCAAUAAGAAUGCCCUGUGGCUGGAGGAUCCACGGUCUUAA